CACAGAUCUGAAGGAUGUCUCCUCCACAUCUAUGCAUGGUAUGUGUGUUUACCCUGUUCUGUCUGUCAGGACAAGUGUGCCAGUUAACUUACCAAAUAGCAAUUCAAAUGCAGAGGCGGACUGACAACUCAUGGGACCCCCGGGCAAUAGGGGAUCAUAGGUCCCCUGUGCCCUUGCCCAAAUUCAAAAAAGCCUAUGAAAAAGGUACCAGGGGCAUCUCAUGGGGCCCCAAACUGACUCCGGGCCCUCAGGCAGUGCCCGAGUUUCCAAAUGGUCAGUCCGCCCCUGUU
Molecule: messenger RNA, 290 nt
Organism: Staurois parvus
Lineage: Eukaryota; Metazoa; Chordata; Amphibia; Anura; Ranidae
Source: the annotation of a GenBank genome assembly